UUGGAAGAAAUGAAGCUUUGCGCAGAUAUUCGCCCUCUAGGAAUCAUGCUUUUUCCCACACUGACCGCUGUUCUUAUCUGUACUGCACUAUUCACUGUUAUGACGCGUCCUGUGUGUAGCGAAGAAAGCCAGAGUUCAAUUUCCAGUUUGGCUCCAAAGAUUACAGAACUGAAGCUGAAACUUCACCAUAUGCUGGAAGGAUCACGAAUCAGAAAGAAAAGACAGCUUUUUGAUAACGGAUUCUCUGACAAUCAAAUGCGUGUUGGAAGUGCAGCUGCAGAAUAUCUUCCUUACUUGUCAAAUUAUAAUUUGACUUUUUGGAUUCCGGUUCGUCAUUAUUCUGAAAAUCAAAUGCUCUUAGGGACUGAACAAGGACACUUAAUUUUAUAUCAGUUGUCGGACUACGACGAUAAAGUCGCGAAUUCUGUUGCCUUGUCUUUAGAGGAAGAAGUUGCCGUUAAAGCAAAGGCAUUUUCGUACUACGACGAGCAAUGGUUUGUGGUUCUCCAUCAACAAACAGGCAGGACGAGGCUUAGGAUGUAUGUAAAAUUUGGUCGAACGCUUGAAGGACGACAGAGUAUAGACUUGGAUGGUGAAUCUGAUUUUGAUCUCGUAACAAUUCGAAGAGUGCAUUAUCUUGUCGUAGUUACCUACCAGGCAUCCGGUAAGUCAAGGCUUUACACACCAAGCUAAAGUUGUGCUUUACGAAUGGAGACAAACUCAGUUUGACGAAAUAGCCUCACGUACUUCAUAUGGUGCACGUUCAGUUGCUUGCUGGGCCCUCGAUGGAAGUCUCUAUAUGGCUGUUGCUCAAGAAGUAAACGAUGAUAGCAAUUACCGCAUUGGUUCUCCUAUUUACAUCUACAAUUCUAAAGCGGAAAACAGGUUAGUCCUUCGGGAAGUCCUCAGUACUUACGGGCCCCAAAAAGUUCUACAUUUUUAUGUUGCCGGAAAUAGAUACAUUAUCUUUAUUGGAAGAGAUGAUGCAAUCAUUUUUUGGUGGACAAAUGAUCAAUUUCUUCAGUGGCAAACCAUUCCUGAAACGGCAGGUGCUUCUGAUGUAUACAUUUUGUCUUUACCAAAUGGAGAAGUUGCAAUAGUUAUAACACGCAUGGAGGAAGUGCUGUUCUUGACUCUUGAUUCCUCUGGUCAUUAUUUCGUAUCUUGGGUACUGCAGUUUCCUGAAACUACACUAAGCUCUUUACAUGUCAUGUUCAGCGGUAAAGCAUAUUAUGCUUUGGUCCGCUUUGCUACUACAACCAAAUACUAUCCUUCAGUAUGGAGAUUGACUUUGGACACAUUUCAUAUGCCUACUGGUUCAUCAUUAGAUGCCUUGCAGGAAUGUCUAAAAUCCGUCAAUGAAAUACUGGUUGAAAGACAAACUGAACUGGAUGUGGUCAGUAAAGAUCUGGACAGAAUAUGGACAAAAGGUGCUAACCAGAAUAUCUCUACAAGCGUUAUCGUGAAAGGUAAAUAA
Stegodyphus dumicola is the source of this 1477-nucleotide messenger RNA. RefSeq lists its product as uncharacterized. Lineage: Eukaryota; Metazoa; Arthropoda; Arachnida; Araneae; Eresidae. Gene Ontology annotation, molecular function: protein binding. The record is from RefSeq and is a predicted model, not a curated record.